AUGGCAGGCCACCCACGAGCCACCAACCGACGAGUCCAAAGCACGAGGCCGCAGCUGGUCAUCGUUGCCAAGCUCAAACCAGAGCACCUCCGAUUUCCAGUCACCAACCCCCACCUCGCCCCCGACGGAUGCAGAGCCCCUGCACAACUGCGUCGACCGCCACCCCCUCUGUUCGGGCAACCCGUAGAGCCGGACCUAACUCCACCACCAGCGAACACCACGCACGUCGAGAUCGUCGACGACCGCCAACGUCGGCAUUGGCACCUGCCACCAUCGCUGCCGCCCUUCGCUAGAAGCCACGAGGCGCGUGUCCCACCAUGUCGGGCGCCGCCCCACGCCCUGAGGGCGCCAGAUCCAGCCACGAACCUGGCGCCCCAGGCAAACGCCCCCGCCUCCAUCCUCGACAGCCCGGGCCACCGCGAGCAGGUAAGCCAGGCCGAGAGCCCCGCCGCCGCCCCGCGCCUACACGGGCUUCAGCUGCUGCUGCCCCAGCCACCGCCGCCCGCCACGCCUCCUGGCUAG
Messenger RNA from Panicum hallii, 522 nucleotides. Its product is annotated as classical arabinogalactan protein 9-like. NCBI's taxonomy places the organism in Eukaryota, Viridiplantae, Streptophyta, Magnoliopsida, Poales, Poaceae. The transcript has a single exon. The coding region runs from base 1 to 522 and encodes 173 amino acids. The record is from RefSeq and is a predicted model, not a curated record.